AUGAACGAGAAGGACAUAGAGAAGUGCAUCUGCUGCGAGACGCCCAACCCGCAGGCAGCGCCGGCGGUGAGCGGGGCCGGAAGCUCAGGGGCCGGGGGAGGAGGGUUCGGGGGAGGGGGAGGGGGGAUCCAGUUCGGGUUCGGGGGAGGCGGGGGAGGCUUCACCUUCGGGACGGGAGGGACGGCCGGGGGAGGCGGGGGAGGAGCGUUCACCUUCGGGACGGGAGGGGCGAGCAUCGGGGCCGGGCUGGGAGCAGCGGAGGCACCUAAGCCAGCCGGGGCAGAGGCCAGCAAGGACGCCGGGAAGCAGGAGAGACAGGAGGAGGAGCAAGCGACGAAAGAGGAGGAGGAGGAGGAGGAGGAGGAGUCAAGCGGGUCAGACCUGGACAUCGGGUCGUCAGAGGACGAGGCGGCGCCAGAAGCGGAGGCACCAGCCGUGGACGCGGGGGUGUCGCUUGCAGAGAAGUUCAAGGUCAAGCCAGGGCAGUGGCGGUGCGCGACGUGCAAGGUGAUGAACGAGAAGGACAUAGAGAAGUGCAUCUGCUGCGAGACGCCCAACCCGCAGGCAGCGCCGGCGGUGAUGAACGAGAAGGACAUAGAGAAGUGCAUCUGCUGCGAGACGCCCAACCCGCAGGCAGCGCCGGCGGAGGAGGAGCAAGCGACGAAAGAGGAGGAGGAGGAGGAGGAGGAGGAGGAGUCAAGCGGGUCAGACCUGGACAUCGGGUCGUCAGAGGACGAGGCGGCGCCAGAAGCGGAGGCACCAGCCGCGGACGCGGGGGUGUCGCUUGCAGAGAAGUUCAAGGUCAAGCCAGGGCAGUGGCGGUGCGCGACGUGCAAGGUGAUGAACGAGAAGGACAUAGAGAAGUGCAUCUGCUGCGAGACGCCCUACCCGCAGGCAGCGCCGGCGGAGAGACAGGAGGAGGAGCAAGCGACGAAAGAGGAGGAGGAGGAGGAGGAGGAGGAGUCAAGCGGGUCAGACCUGGACAUCGGGUCGUCAGAGGACGAGGCGGCGCCAGAAGCGGAGGCACCAGCCGUGGACGCGGGGGUGUCGCUUGCAGAGAAGUUCAAGGUCAAGCCAGGGCAGUGGCGGUGCGCGACGUGCAAGGUGAUGAACGAGAAGGACAUAGAGAAGUGCAUCUGCUGCGAGACGCCCAACCCGCAGGCAGCGCCGGCGGUGAGCGGGGCCGGAAGCUCAUGGGCCGGGGGAGGAGGGUUCGGGGGAGGGGGAGGGGGGAUCCAGUUCGGGUUCGGGGGAGGCGGGGGAGGCUUCACCUUCGGGACGGGAGGGACGGCCGGGGGAGGCGGGGGAGGAGCGUUCACCUUCGGGACGGGAGGCGCGGCCGGGGGAGGCGGGAGCGGUGCUUUUGUUUUUGGUGCCUCGCAGAUUUCUUCCUCAAACUCGUCUAGUGUCUUUUCUUCUCAGUCCUCUUCUUCCUUCUCGAAUGCAUCAGGUGGUGGGAGUGUUUUUAGUUUUGGUAUGAUGAGUCAGGGAACUAGCAACGCGUCGGAAGCGUUCAAAUUUGGUGCUGGAAACUUGACUGCGUUUGGAGGCGGGCCUUCGAACGGAGUUUCUUUUGGUAGUGCGAGUGGAGGAGGAUUUUCGUUCUCUUCUGGCACGGGAGGGUUCAGUCUCGGCAGUGGAGCAGCUGAACAACAAAAGCCCUUCGGAGGCGGGAGCACAUAG
Messenger RNA from Guillardia theta CCMP2712, 1683 nucleotides. RefSeq names its product Nup153, nuclear pore complex component (gene NUP153). Lineage: Eukaryota; Cryptophyceae; Pyrenomonadales; Geminigeraceae. The coding region runs from base 1 to 1683 and encodes 560 amino acids. The record is from RefSeq and is a predicted model, not a curated record. Gene Ontology annotation, cellular component: nuclear pore. Gene Ontology annotation, biological process: RNA export from nucleus; protein import into nucleus. Gene Ontology annotation, molecular function: structural constituent of nuclear pore. The transcript has 4 exons.